AUGAAAUCCGCCGCCUCCUCGGUUGCUCGGCAUUUCUCGUCGUUGCUCUUUCUUCUCCUUCAUCUUUUCCUCUUUCUGCUCUUUGUGUCGUCUUCCGGUGGCUCUAUUUCUGGCGGCAUCGCUUCUUCGGCUUUUGAGUCACUGUUUGGACUCUGUCGUUCUCCGGCGUUCCUGUGUGGUGGCUUGACUCGGGGAGGCGUGUUGUGGCUUGACUCGGGAAGGCGUGUGGCUCCGGUGAGGUUUUCAGUUGUCUCUCCGUCUAUGCUUUCGUUUGCACGGCAGAUUUCGGCGGCUUUCGGCGGAGGUCUUCUGUGUCGUGUAGUUCCGACUAGAUCUACGGGGUGUGCAUCUUACAGUCCUUUGAAGACGAGUCUCCAGCGCCGGCGAUUCAGAUCUGCUCCCUCAUCCAACUUAUCAUGCGUGUCAUAG
This is a messenger RNA of Microthlaspi erraticum, 429 nucleotides long. Lineage: Eukaryota; Viridiplantae; Streptophyta; Magnoliopsida; Brassicales; Brassicaceae. The record is from the annotation of a GenBank genome assembly.